AUGAACAUCUUCAGACUAUUAGCCGAUUUCUCUCACCUUACCUCAAUCUUCAUACUCAUACAGAAAAUUAAAUCCUCAAGCAGUUGCUCUGGGUUGUCAUUCAAAUCCCAGGUGUUAUACCUAGUGGUAUUUCUAACCCGGUAUCUCGAUCUAUUUUGGAGCUUCACACAUUCAUUCUACAACACAACUUUUAAAAUUCUUUUUAUUAUUUCAUCAGCCUACAUAAUCUACCUUAUGCUUCAUGAGUAUAAGCCAACGCACGAUCCAAAUGUUGAUACAUUUAAAAUCCAGUAUCUUCUUGGGAUAAGUGCCCUUCUAGCAGUCCUAUUUCCCAGUGAAUACAGCGUCUCCGAGGUUCUUUGGACUUUCUCAAUCUGGCUCGAAGCCGUUGCAAUCCUUCCACAGCUUUUUAUGCUUCAACGAACCGGCGAAGCUGACACGAUUACUACUCAUUAUCUUUUUGCAUUAGGGCUAUACCGUGCCUUAUAUAUCCCCAACUGGAUUUACCGCUACUUCGCAGAGGGCUACUUUCAUCUUAUCCCUGUGGUCGCCGGUAUCGUCCAAACUGUGCUGUAUUCGGACUUUUUUUAUAUCUACUACACUAAGAUCAUGAAAGGAAAGAAAUUCUCCCUGCCUGUUUAG
Molecule: messenger RNA, 642 nt
Organism: Penicilliopsis zonata CBS 506.65
Lineage: Eukaryota; Fungi; Ascomycota; Eurotiomycetes; Eurotiales; Aspergillaceae
Exons: 6
Coding region: 1-642 (213 amino acids)
Biological process (GO): protein retention in ER lumen; endoplasmic reticulum to Golgi vesicle-mediated transport
Cellular component (GO): cis-Golgi network; membrane; endoplasmic reticulum
Molecular function (GO): ER lumen protein retrieval receptor activity
Source: RefSeq, a predicted model, not a curated record